CCCCCAUCAUGCUGCUACUGGCGCUGCGUAGCUUGUUCUUCGUGACCAUACUGCUCGGCUACAGUACCGGCAUCUGGCGGCUAAUAAACGACUACUUCCGGCGCGAGUUCGAGACGUUCCUGCAGGAGGAGGCCAAAGUGAACAAGUAUCUCCUGCAGGACCCACCCCAACCAUCAGCACCCGUGCCGGUAGCCAGCAGUAUCACGCCGCUACCGCCCGGGGUGUCGAUACGAGCAGCAGACGUCGUCGCCGUGACGUCACCAGAAGUCGAGCCAGCACGUCCAGUCGGAGUGUCGGGAGUGAUACACGAGGCUGAAGCGAACGAACAGGAGUGGCUUCGGUACUGGAUGCGUCGUCGGGCGGCCACGGACACACCACCACCGAGUGACAGCGAAAGUGAGCCACAGUUCUGUUCGGCACCCAUGGCACCGCCACACCACGGUCUUCCGCCGGAGCCAGAGGCGGGGAUGGUGGUACCGGGGGCAGGCUGUUGACGGAAGACGGAAUAAAGCUUCGACCCCCUGGAAGAAGUCUACAUGACAAAACCCUGCACAUGCCGUACUCUGUGUUUCUCUGGGCUCGUAGCGCGUAGGAACUCCCAUCAGAUAUUGCAGGGAUACCCCUGAACAAUGUGCUAGAGGAGGAACUCCUGCCACAAGAAGUGCAUUGUUGGUGUCGCCUACAGUCAACUACAUUCUCAUAAACUCAGAUCGAUCGGAGAGUUGGGGAUUAGUCCCAUUCUAGAACUACUCCCCGAGCGAUAUAUCGUCUUGGGUUCAUCGAUGACAAGUCUGGCAUGAUUUGGAUUGCGUCAAGUUAACGUCAUACGACGGAUCAUGGCAGAGUACGUCCCAUUUUUGUUCGUUCUCUAUUGGUCGCUCUGAACAUUAUUUGUCUAUAGAUCGUUUCAUUAUGUGUAAGCACGAUUUUGACUCUCUCCAUAUGACGUUCCAAGUGUCUAUUUCGACAUAUUUAUUAAGUAUACACUUUAACUUUAAAAAUGCUGUAUCAUUCGCACAGGUUUCUUAAACUUUUGUGAAAAUACGAAGCAUUUCUCCAGAGGAGCGCCAACAGCUUUUGCACAAAUGGUGCACUAUUCCCAACAUUUCACUGAGUCUUUUGGCAAAACAGGGAAAAAUAAGCAUUGGAGCGGUUCGAAACGCAUCAAGGAAAUUCAAAGAAGAAAACAGCUUCAAGGAUAAAAUUUAAUCUGGCGGAAAGCGGAUGGAUAAAAUUUUGAACCAGAAAGUAAUGUGCAGCAAGAAAAGUGGCUCCGUCCGAGAUGUGGCUUAAAAUAUGGGAUCAACUGUGAGUACCGUCCAUAUAGUUCCAAAAAAAAAUUUGGUCUGAAGACAUAAAAUGUGCAGCAAAACCCGAGACGGAGUGCAAAACAAGCUGCAUCCGUUAAACCAAUGGCCCGUAAACUGUGUGAUCAACAGCUUCGUGACAAACGAGUUUUAUUGCAAAUUUGGCCACCAAACUGUCCACAGACAAGACCGAUCGAAACUUUUUGGGCACUUACCAGGGCAUACUUGCGAAAACAUGUAAACCAACACCAUUGAAAUAUUCACCAAAGAUUGGAAGAAAGUGCCCAAAAUUAUCGAAAAUCGGUCUGUGGAAAAGUCAAAAGUUCGAUCAUUAGCAUAUGGUUAGCAAGAAUGUAAUUUGGUGAAAACGUACUGUUAACACAGCGUUCAAAAUUGAAAAAAAAAUUUAGUCUAAUUUGAAUUUUUGGCGUUCAUUUAAAAUCGUGCUUAGACAUAAUGAAACGGUCUAUAUACACUGCUGGCCAAUAAAAUAGGUAAUUGUGUGAAGCUGACAAAAUUUUAACUGUACUCAAGCCACUACUAACCUGAUACUGAUACUGUACUUAGAUACAAUAGUUUCCCUGAGAUACGCUAAUUUUCACAGCAGUCUGAUAUGGCCUGGUCAAUAAAAUAGGUUGUAUACGCUGCAAUUUCAACCGAACUUCUUGAAAGGAAUUAGUUUAUUUGAUCUUGCUGCAAUCAAACUUCAAUUGUGAAUCUAAAAAACAUCGUUGUGUCAACGAUUUGCUCACUAAUAAAUAACAUCACUAGCCCAAAACCUGUUGCCUAAUUGACCUAAACCUAAACCUUGCAAGAAAAGUGCCACUAUUGAUUUAAAAAAAAUACAGAUGAGGUAACAGUUUGCUGCUCAAUAUCGUUCUGAAGGCUACGAAAAAUCGGCAUAGUAUUUUAUGGAGCGAUGAAACCAAAAUAUAUUUGUUUCGAGCAGUGGCUUAGUGGAAUGUUCGACAACCUGCUGGCAAAUAAUUCUAUCGCAGGUUUACAAAAAUUUUUUUUAAGACAUUGAGGUAGAAGUAUCAUGAUUUGGGGAUAUUUUUCAUGAUCUGGUAUAGGUCCCCAUUUCAGAGUACAUAGCACCAUGAAUGCUCUCGAGUGUAUAUCAAUCA
Anopheles bellator is the source of this 2434-nucleotide messenger RNA. RefSeq lists its product as uncharacterized. Bases 9 to 494 code for a protein of 161 amino acids. The transcript has a single exon. The record is from RefSeq and is a predicted model, not a curated record. NCBI's taxonomy places the organism in Eukaryota, Metazoa, Arthropoda, Insecta, Diptera, Culicidae.